Alligator sinensis (Chinese alligator) is the source of this 9204-nucleotide messenger RNA. It is a transcript of the gene ARHGAP31, whose product is annotated as Rho GTPase activating protein 31. NCBI's taxonomy places the organism in Eukaryota, Metazoa, Chordata, Crocodylia, Alligatoridae. The record is from RefSeq and is a predicted model, not a curated record. Gene Ontology annotation, biological process: small GTPase-mediated signal transduction. Bases 631 to 5067 code for a protein of 1478 amino acids. Gene Ontology annotation, molecular function: GTPase activator activity. The transcript is spliced from 12 exons.
GGAGAGGGAGAGGGAGGACAGGAAACUUGUUUCUCAUUCCACUACUGCUGUCCGAAGGCAAACGGGCAAGGGAAGGCAGGGCUGGAGAGCUAAGAGGAGCCUCAUACAGCCUUUGCCUGGGUCCCUCUUCAUUGGUGUUUUUGGAGCUUUCAGUUUCUUCCACAAGUUCAGGGAAGAAAGAAGUUUAAAAAGAAGGGAGUUUUUCCUCUCAACAGUGGGCAGGACCUACUGACUUUCCAUCCUGUGGGUGGCUUUGGAGGGGCCCACUGAGGAGACGACACCCACCUCAGCCUUCGUCUGCCCUGACUCGCCAGCUCUGAUGUGGACACCAGUCUACCACCCACCACCCUCUGAUGAGAUCCCUUCCGGGCUUGGGCUAUGAUCACUGCUGCUGCCUGCUGGGGAGCCUCCUCUCGUCCUGAUCUUCCCCUGCCACACGAGCAACCCAACAUCUGGUGGGGAUUAAUGCACAUUUCUCUGGCCGGACGUCCUGCGAGACCCCCGAUGUCACCUCCCGGGAGCGGGAUACAGGCAGUGGUCUGAGGAGAAGCGUGAGCUGUGCCUGCGCUUGGUGUGAGGGGGGGAGGGGGGUUCGGCAGGAGGGGGGUGAGCCUCUUUUGGGACUAACUCAUGAAGAACAAGGGAGCGAAGCAGAAGCUCAAGAGGAAGGGAGUCGCGAGCGUGUUCGGCUGUGACCUGACGGAAUAUCUGGAGGGCUCUGGGCAGGAUGUCCCCUACGUGCUGAGGAGCUGUGCAGAGUUCAUUGAAACUCAUGGCAUUGUGGAUGGGAUCUACCGGCUCUCUGGCAUAACAUCCAACAUUCAGAAGCUGAGGCAAGAAUUUGUUUCUGACCAAUGCCCAGACCUCACAAGGGAAGUUUACCUCCAGGAUAUUCACUGUGUGGGGUCACUCUGCAAGCUGUACUUCAGGGAGCUGCCCAACCCCCUCCUCACUUAUGAACUCUACAAGAAAUUCACGGAGGCAGUAUCACGCUUCCCAGAAGACCAGCAACUGGCCCAAAUCCAAAAUGUCAUCCAGGAGCUCCCACCAUCACACUACAGGACACUGGAAUACCUGAUCAAGCACCUGACUCACCUGGCUUCCUUCAGCAACAUGACGAACAUGCACACCAGAAACCUGGCACUAGUGUGGGCUCCUAAUCUCCUCAGAUCAAAGGAGAUUGAGGCAAUAGGCUGCAACGGGGAUGCGGCCUUCCUGGAAGUGCGAGUCCAGCAGCUGGUGAUCGAGUUCAUCCUGAACCAUGUGGAUCAGAUCUUUAACAACAUAAAAGCCAGCUCCAUGGAGAAUGAUGAGAGCAUGCCAGUGGUGAAGAGUCUUACCCUCCCCUCAGCCUCCUUGCCCAUGAAACUGGUGAGCCUUGAAGAAGCUCAGGCCCGGAGUCUGUCAGCUUCCCACCCUGCCCGGAAGGAGAGAAGAGAGAACAGCUUGCCUGAGAUUGUCCCAGUUACUGGAUCCUUUUUCCAUACUGUCGUUGACUUACCCGACAGCAAGAGAAAAUUAUCCACCAAGUCCAAAAAAUGGAAGUCAAUAUUUAACCUGGGCCGGUCUGGGUCGGAAUCAAAACCUAAACUGAGCCGAAAUGGCAGUGUCUUUGUGAGAGCGCAGAAGCUGUCUGAGAAAGCAACAAUUCGACCUGCUAAAAGCAUGGACUCGCUGUGCUCCCUGCCUGUGGAAGGGGAGGAUGAGAAGAGCCGGUUCAAACGCACAGUGGCUGCUGGAGGAUUCUUCAUUCCAGUGAUGAAGGUGCGGACAGGGGGCACGGGAAGCUCAUACGACCUCAGCAAGGAGAAUGAGUGGAACCAUGAAGGGACCAUCACAGGAGCCAUGGGAGGUUCAGAGCACAGUGGGGACAAAGCCUCCCCCAGGACCUCUCAGGCUCGGCCGCCCCCCGAGCAGCUGAAGGUAUUCCGGGCUGCGGAGGACCCUGAGAAUGAGCAGACCUCCCCGAAGAUGUGCCGCAUGUUCUACACCUCAGAGGCGGCCGCCAAGUCAGGCUUCCCCAGCAACCUCUUCCCUCUGGAGGCCUCCCCUCGGCACCAAAGGAAAGCCCUGACCAUCUCAGAGCCCUUUGCUGUCUCUGUGCCCCUCCGGGUGUCUGCAGUCAUCAGCACCAACAGCACCCCAUGCCGCAUCCCUGCCAAGGACAAGCCAGUCCUUUCCAGCUUGGAAGAACUGUGUCCCUUGGGGGCAGAUGGCUCCACCCCCACUGCACAAGAAGAGGAAAGCCAUGCCAGGCCUGAGCAGGCCACAGGCAGGGAGGAGAAGGCACCUGGGGAUGAGACUGCAGCAGGUUCUUCCAUUGAGAAACUGUCAGCAGCCAGAAAGCCUGUACCUUUAGAAACCCCCAAACCAAUAGCAGAAAACCAGGAGCCAGUGGGUGGCAGGAACAACAGUGGCAUCAAGAAAAGCCCAGUACAUGAUGCCAACCUGGCUCAGGCAUCAGCAUCAGAGACCCCAGCAGGCCUGUGCCCAGCAGAGCAGUCCAUGCACAGCCAGGUCAGGAUGAAGGAAGGCCUAUCAGAAAGGGACAGCUGGCAGCAGGAGAUCUCAAGGGCUAAAGAGGUGGAGGCCUUGUUUCUCAGAGAACUGGCUGAAGAUGAUGCUGCCAAUGCCCUACUGGAACCCCUAUGGCCAGAGAUUCAACAGGAGCUCAAAAUUAUUGAGCCUGAAGAGGAGCUCUCGUCCUUCCCCACAGCGGCCCCAGAGGCAGGCCAACCCCAGCAAGUGUUAACACUCGGGAGUGAGUCUGCUGCCUCACCGCAAACAAAUAGUUUCUCCUGUGGCUCAGUGGUGGCCCCAGGCCUGUCCGAACUAGGAACUAUAGUCAGAACCUCAUGCAUCACAUCUCAAGGUCCGUUAUGUGGUGUCCCCUCCAAAGAUGGAUCCAGUGGCCUCCAGAGUUUUCAAUCUGAACAGGCUGCACAGCCUGACAGGGAUGCUGCCGUACCCAGGCCAGGCGCUGUGCCCUGUGGGACUGCUGCCCCAAACAACCACCCAAAAGUGGAGGGCCUCGCAAGUGCUCUUCAUGCCCCUCCCCAAGACUUGAAGCUUCAUGGAGAGCAAGGGCUUGAGGAGGUUCUUUCCAGAGAUGAACUCUCUGGCCCUAAAGGGGCCUGUUUGGACUCAGAGAAGAGAAAAGGCAGCAGUAGCCUGCCACUGAGGGAAAAGGGUGGCAUCCCUAUAGGACAGGACAGAGCCCAGGCCAAAAGGGAGAAGGUUGGCAAAAUGGCUUCAGGUGUAGGCAGUGUGUUCCUGUCAAAGAUGCAAAAUGGAGUCAGAGUCCCACAUCCCUUAGAGGACAAUGUAGCCAACAAAGCCCAAGAGACAUUUGACCAAGAGGAAGAGGAGGCAUGGACAGACAACGUGCAGGGCUUGGAGCUGGUAGAGCCUUGGGAGGAUCACCAGUGGGUGACCAGCCCACUCCACUCCCCCACUUUCAAGGACAUCCAAGAAAAGGGGAUGCCAGACUUUCAGCCGCCAAGUCACGGAGCAGAGGGGAGCCUUGCCACUCGGCCACGAUUCAGCCGUAGCCUUUCCCUGGAUAGUAAAGACACGGUGAUGAGUCUGUGGAUUGUCCAGCCACCUUCCACAAAUGCAGCUGAAAAGCCCCCCUGUGACAAUCUUUUACUCAGGGCUGGGAAGGUGUCAGUCUCACCGUGUGGCCCAAGCAAAGUCGAGCAAGAUGAGAGCUAUCUGAGUCCUCCAGAGGCACUGCCUGCCAGGCUGGAGGGACAGGUUAUGGUCUCUCUUUCAGAGCCAGAGCAGAAAGAAGUGCAUAGGAGCAAAGCUAACCCUCUGGGCUUGAAGCCAGAGCUGUCUUUGUCACACCAUAAUAACCCAGACAAUUCCUUACAGCCAAAGAACACAGAUGAAGACCCACCCAAGCUUCAAGAGGUCAUGCUCAGUGAAGCGUCCCUGCCCAAAGGACUGUGUUCUGCCAGUGAGUCACAGCUAGGUAGCAACAAAAGUGAAGACACUCCCCGUAAAAUGAGAACCAGGCCGUCAUCUCUCAACCUGGAUUCUUUCCUUUCAGCCCCAGAUUUCUUCAAGUUUGAGGGCCUGGUCAUGCCCACUUCACCUGGAAACAUCCUGUGUGGGCAGAAGGAAAUGAAGGGCAGUGAUUCUGUCCCAUCGCUGCCUGUUGCUUGGCCUGCUGGGAACACAGCUGACUACUGGGGAUCUCGCUUUGAGGCUUGCAGAGACCUAGACCUAGAUUACAUGACUGUGACCCAUGCCACCACAGGCCGCCGUAACUCUGCCCCUGUGAGUGUGUCAGCGGUGAGGACCUCCUUUAUGGUCAAGAUGUGCCAGGCCAGAGCAGUGCCGGUGAUACCGCCCAAGAUUCAGUAUACACAGAUCCCACAGCCAUUGCAGCCUCAGAAGGCUGAUGAGGAUGCCUCUCCAGCACCAGAGAAGAAGGAAACAGAAGCAAGUUCAGCCACUAAGCAGACUCACAGGGCAGCUUGGAGUCACCCUGAGCCUCCAAAGAGCCCACGGGCAGAGAAGAAAGCCAAAGAGGAGAAAGAAAACAGUACCCCCACUGAAAUGGAUUCAACCCCUUCCAGCCAGAGUGGCCUCAACCCUCCUCCAGACCUGUCUCACUCUAAUAAUACUUCCAGCCAGGAUGCCCCUGUGCUGCGUCGGAAGCGCACCUCAGAGGGGGAGACCUCUGCGGACAACCCCCAGUCCUCAAAAAUGGAGAGGCCGUCAGGAUUCUCCAAGCCUUCCUACAGAUCCAGGCCGGGAAGGCCACAGAGCCUUAUUCUCUUCAGCCCCCCUUUCCCCAUCAUGGACCACCCCUCUUCCUCCACAGACUCCAGGGUGUUGUUAUCACCCAUAAGAAGCCCCUCUCAGACCACCUCUCCCACCCCCAUUUGUGGCGAUCUGUCUGGGACUCCGCAGACAACGCCUGAGGGGGUCACUCUGAGGAACAAAAUGACCAUCCCCAAGAAUGGCCAAAGACUGGAGACCUCCACCAGCUGCUUUUAUCAGCCCCAGAGGAGGUCAGUGAUUCUAGAUGGGAGAAGUGGGAGGCAGAUUGAAUAAAGGCAUUUCCCCUCCUCUCCUCUUCCCUGGUGGAUGAGACAGGAGCAUCUAUUUGUUGCUGUUGUUAUUGUUAUAAAUAUUCUAUGCAAGGAGGACACAAAUCCCCCCACCCUUUUUUGUCUCCUAUAGAGCAUUUUGCUACUGAGGUUCAUGUUCUCUCUGUCUUCCUUUUGCUUCUGGCCCUCCCCACUUCUCCCGACCCCAUAUUAUCUGCUUUAUCCCAAGGAAUUUGUCUUUCCUCUGUCUUAUUUUCUAACAUGGACUGUCUGAAAACCUUGCCCUCUGUCUGGAAAAAAACUUGCUGUGUUCCAGUGGACUUGAGGACAAGGAGGUAAGAUCCAGCAGGGACAUCCUUUUCCCUUCCUAAUGAAGGACCAAUUGCACAUCCAGCUUUGCUGACCUGUUCUGGGUGGGAUGGGACAAGAUAAUCCUUGAGAUCCCUCUCAACGCUAUGAGUCUCUAGGCAAACUGCAGAGGAAGCUGGUGGUACCUGAAGGUAGGAAGGCAAAACUCACUUGUGAAGAUCAUGUUGGAUGUGAGUUACUCCAGAGAGCCCUCGUGUACCAAUACUCCACAUGGAAGGCACUGCCUCUAGCUGUAGUCUUGCAAGAUAGAUGUACACCCCCACCAGAACAGACAAAGGCUGGAAGGAAUGUAGCUGGAUAGGAGAAGUCCAACUUCCCUUUUAACCUACUGAUCUGUGCAUGCCUGGUUGUAUCACAGAUAAUACCACCUGUGGUAAAAUUUGGUUGGAGGUUGCUUGUGGCUGGUUCUCUGGUUACAGGGUGGUGGUGGCUACUCUGGCUGAUGGUGGUAGAAGUGACAUUUUGGGUCAAAAGGAAAACCAGGAUCAACUUUUUGUUAUCCUGUAAGGCCAGUUUAUGAGCCCACAAUUCUCCCCAGCCACUAGUUCACCUGUAGCCAUCUUGUCCACCUCCAGUUGCAUAGCAACCCACCUGCUUGACAAAUAUGAGAGCAUCUAACCAGCAUGUCCUUGGUCUUGGCCUACCCAUCUCCUGAUUUGUGCUUAUCCAGCUGGUGGCCUCCCACUUCUGCCAAGUGGCAUGACUUGGGCCAUUGGCUUCUUGCUCCUUCCAUCUUUCACAAGACUGUAGCUCAGCUCUACUGACUGCCUGCCUUACUCCCACUUACCUGGCCAACAGGCAUCUUCAGACCAGCGAGGAACAAUGCAAAAAGGAUGAUUUGCAGGUGCACAGAGCAGACCAUAAACCAUAUCCUGAGUGGAAAGGAAGGGGAAUUCCGUUUUAAUUAAGCUCAUGCCUGGGAAGGCUGUUAUCAUUGCUAGCAACUAUGUAUUCAUAUAGAGAAAAGCUGCCAGUGGCUUCCAUUAUAAACCUUCUAACUCUAAAUUAACCACAGACUCAGCUGUUGAUUAGUGUAUGACUGUAGACUGUUGUAUAGCCCCAUGCAGUCCAUGGUGUCUCUGUAUUUGAAGACCACUAGUGAUACUGUAGCACAGAGACACAUACCAGUGCUACCACCAACAUGACAUGGUCCUAGCAAUUACAUCUGUAGAGCUCAGAAUCUACCUGAUACUUAGCAUGUGCUGCAGUUUGAAUAGGAACUAAGCAGCUAGAAGGGCAGGACUAGGAUUCCCACUACAAGCGAUGAUCAGGAGAAAUCUCCAGUUGGCUGUGGGCUUGGACUCACAACACGUUUACACUGGUGUAAUCGGUUUGGAUGCUGGUGUGACAAAAGUAGAGCAAACACUUAACGUAGAGCUCUAUACCAGUAAUUCACUUAAGCCUGGUGUAGAAUUAUCCUGAAAAUAAUUACAGGUAGGACUACAUCAUAGUACUUUGUGUGUCCACACCUUAUUCCAGAAGAGCAGUUUGCUCCAGGCAAGCCAUAUACAGCUAUUCUGGGAGAGUAAUAUCUGUCAGCCCUGGAUCCAGGUGUAGUUUACAUUGAUGUAAAAAACUGAGGUAAGUUACACUGGCACAAACGUGUAAUCACUAGAUCCUGUGUUUAGAUUUUUAUUUAAAGGAAUGUCCAUUGUUGGUGUUUCAACUGUAGCUGUUGCUGGUUAGCAGGUGAGGUCUGUGCAAGAAAUUGCCACUUACUUGGUAUUAUCAGGACUCUAAGCUCUAGAUUCAUGAAGGUAUUUAGAGAGCUAACUAACUCCCACUAAUUUCAAAGGGCAGGUAUGAAAGAUUAUGUAAAUCAAGGCAGAGGAGAACUAGUUCUAGAUGCCAAAUUAGCCUAGAAAAAACCUAGAAACUUGCUUAGAUUUAUGUUCCUCUGUUGACCUCAGCAGCUGUUUAACAUAAGAAAGCAGUGCAGCAGCCUGCCUUGAGCAUGGGACUCCCCCCUGACCAUGAUUGCAUCUUGUACCUUGACUAUCUGCAGUCUCCCAAAGCAAGCAGCAAAGCUUGUCUCUUCAACUUUCUUUUAACAUAAUUCUGCUGUUUGUUUAAUUUGCCUGGGAGCCAAGGGCCCUCAUCCAGCUCUUUGUGAGAGGCCUGGAUUCUUAGUCAUGGUCAUACAGUGAAAGGGAAGUGGUGAGGCUUGGGUAGGCACAGCAUUUAACAGUUUACUGCAAAACUUUUUUGCAAACAUAAUGUGAAUAUAAAUGGUUCUAAAGUGUUUCAGUUUCAAUGAGCAGAUGUUGCAGUGUGUGUGAGAAACUGUGAAGGGAGAGUAGGAAUAGAUAAAUGAGUUUCAAAAAGUGAAAUGUCAAAAAGACACUGAAGUGAUGAAAGGUUGACUCCUGAAAUGCUCUAAUUUUUUGAUAUAAUGAAAUCUCUGAGACUAAAAACUGAAGGAAGGGUAGUAUGUAUAAUAUAUAUAAUCUUAACGGGGUCCCUUUAAAAUAAUUAUAUCUAUUUUGCAGCUUGGACCCCUAUUUACUUAAAAUUUCUGUUCUGAACUUUAGAUGAUGCACCCAGCAAGAUGCCCUGCAUAUAGGGACAUCUCUUGUAGAACAACAGAAAUUGCCCUGUUUAUCAUCAUAAAGUUGGGCUUGGGACCUCAAGUUUUGCAAAAGUGGGAGUAUUUGGAUCAAGUGUUCCAGCUCAGCUCCCUGGAGAUGUGGGCCCCAAGGUACCAGGUUCAGCUCUGGAGACAAACUUCUCCAGAGUUCACGGCACUUGAAAGUGAGAUUCAGUGUCAAACCUGUUUCUGCUAUAGUUAGUUAUGUGCAGUCAGUAGAACCACAUUUAUGCUAGAGCCAUACUGUUCUAAUUGAAUUAUGGCAAGCUGCAAUGAUGCAGUGUAUUCAUACCAGCCACCCCUUUUUUGGUGCACUUCUGCCCCAUCUCCGUAUACAACAUAUCCUGCACACAUAGCAGCAGUGCACUGGGGAUAUCAAAUCCAUGGUUUCAAGCAUGGCUCUUCAAAUCUGGGGAUUGUGGGAGUUUCUGCAAGGUACUGUAACAGAAUAGAUAUAUGAGAGAUGGACUUACUGCCUAUUCUUAAUGCUUGGAAAUGGCUUUCCAAGAUCUUAGGGUUGGAUCUAAACACUUGCAGACCACAUGACUGCAAAAACUACUCAGAGUUUGAAAUGAGUAUAGUUCUCACCCUCCUGAGAAGAGUUUUAGGAUCUUUUCUAGGGUUUGCAGACCUGAUGUUCUCAGUCCUGACAUAGUAGGGCAAACCUCUGUUGCUUAUAAGAUCUAGAAGCAUAACCCAGAGAAGUAACUUAGAUGCAUGCAAAUCCUAUUAAAUACAGGGGUGUUGACAUGAGAAAUUACUUAGCUGGAUGAAGAAAUUCUUGGCAGGUAUAGGAAACCUCUGGCUGGAUGGGUGGGGUGCUUGUGUGAGACACCUAUCUGAUGGGUAGGGGUGUUGUUGGGUAUAGGAGACACCUGGUAGGAUGGGAAGGGUGCUGGUGAAUGUGGAACUAGAGGGUGUUGUCAUUGCUGAAAAUAAUUAGGGAGCAGGACUAUAUGUUACACUAGCAAAUAUGUUGACAUAGACUAUCUAUCCCACUUGAUCACUGAGCAAGGAGUAAAGUGCUUUUCUGAGGCAGCAGUUCAGCACAGGAAGGCUUCACAGGAGCUUAGAUCUGCAAGACACAAUAUCAGCAAAGCCUGCAAUGAUUCCCUUCAGCCAGAAUCCAGAAGGGGCAAUCAAAAGCUUUCAAUCUUUCCUCUCUUUGGUUAUUAAAAUGCCAGU